AUCGACUUAUCGCUCAAAACCCUAAUUGCUCUCCGAUCAACCUCCGGUUCCAUUUCCGGUCACCCUCUUCUCAAUUCCGAUCUCCGAUCGAUUGCAUUCUUCGGGUUCAGAAAGAAACAUAGCAUCGAUCUCCGACCUUUUCCACGUCGUUUUCACUCAAAACUCUGAUUGCUCUCGGAUCAACCUCCGGUUCCAUUUCCGAUCACCGUCCCUUUUGAUUUCCGAUCGAAUUCCCUCCGUUUCGAUUCCCUCUUCUCAAUUCCGUUCGCAAAGAUGGAUAGCAUCGAGGAUAUGGGACAGAACACCGUUGCUCUCUUGCCGGAACAACAUCAAGAAAUCGCUUCCGCUAGUAGUAUCGAGGAUAUCGAUAAUUCAAUUGGACAGGGCACUGUUUCUCUCUUGCCGGAACAAAAACCGCAGGAACAACACCAAGAACUCGCUGCCGCUAAUAUUGAUGCUUCUGAUCAACAACAAGAAAAACUCCCCGCUCCUCUUCCCUUAAUUCUCCAUGGUCAAUAUGGUGGCCGAAUCCUACAUGGUUGCUCCCUCUUUGGUUGCAACCAUGUAGUGGUUGAUGGUGAAAUAUAUUGUUCUGACACGCACAAGGAGAUGGCCAAUUCACUUGCUAGUGAAGGAAAGGCUUAUGUGAUUGUUGACGGCUUCUUUAACGCAGACCGGGAGAAAAAUUUUAGGAUUGUUCUUGCGUUGCUGAGAAAGGUUGAAGACAGUGUAGCUGGUGGAAUCCCAGAGAUUGAAGAUGGUGAGAUCUUUCAGAAGCUGCCAGUGAAUUGGAACUUUAUAAAUUUGCAUUUUCUCCAUGGAGAAAUGGAACGAUCUUGGUUGUUUUACCAUAAAAGAAACACUUUAAAGCUCCCUACAUUUGAAGUGGGAAAUUACACUAUUAGAUGGUCAAGGUCACACCAUGCUGUUUACAAAUAUGGGGAAUAUGAUGACAUCAAGUCUACUGUUUUUUACAUGCGAUAUGACACUAGAAAGGGACAAAAGCCAGUUGAAGGGGAUCCAUGUGGUUUGAAAGGUUGGUCGUUAAGUGAGCAUGUUCACAAAUCCACAUCACUUUUCUGUCUUACUUACCGCAUUGGGAAAGAUUACAAGGCUCCUAUAUUCAACACGUCUAAAGAAGGCGGCAGCGGGAAAAGGAAGAGAGGCUAUGAUCAGCCAAGUUCCUCUGGUUCAAAGGGAGAAGCACCGGUUGCUACUCUCUUGCCGGAACAACAACAGCGGGAACAACAUAAAGAAGAAGAACUAGCUGCUCCCUUUCGCCACGGUCAGUAUGGUGGCAGAACCCUUCAUGGUUGCUCCCUCUUUGGUUGCAACCAUGUAGUGGUUUAUGGUGAACGAUGCUGCUCCGAGUUUCAUGAUGAGAUGGCUGCUGAACUAGCGAGUCAAGGCAAAGCGUAUGUGAUUGUUGACGGGUUUUUUGACUCGGGAAGGGAGCGAAAUUAUCGGAUCGUCGUUGCCUUGCUGAGAAAGGUAGAAUACAAUCUAGCUGGUGGAAUCCCUGAGGUUCAUGAUGUUGAGAUCUUUCAGAAGCUGCCAAGAGAGUGGAACUUUAUAAAUUUGGAUUUUCUCCAUCAAGAAAUGGAACGAGGCUGGUUAUUUUUCCAUAAAAAAAGCACUCCAGAGUUCCAGAUAUUCAAAGUGGGAGAUAAAACCAUUCAUUGGUCAAGGUCAAACCCUGUUGUUCACAAAUAUGGUGAAUAUGAUGAGAUCCACUCUACUGUUUCGCAGCUGCAAUAUUAUACUCAGAGGGGGGGGAAGGCAGUAGACGGUGAUCCAUGUGGUCUAAGAGAUUGGUCGUUAAGUGAGCAUGUUUACAAAUCUACAUCACUCUUCUGCCUUAGUUACCACUCGUCGAAAGAUGACAAAGCUGGUAUAUUCACGAUGUCUAAAGGAGACGACUGCGGGAAGAGGAAGAGAGGCGUUGAUCAGCCUAGUUCCUCUGGUUCAAAGGGAAAAGGAAAAGACAAGACUGUGUUUAAAGAUGCUCCUUUGCGGGAAAAACAACAAGAACUCCCAGCCGCUUCUCUUCCGCUACAUGGUUGCUCCCUCUUCGGCUGCAACCAUGUAGUGGUUGAUGGUGAAAGAUAUUGCUGUGACACUCAUAAAGAGAUGGUUAGUCAAGGAAACGCAUAUGUCGUUGUUGACGGGUUUUUUGACGAAAGGGAGCAAAAUUAUCGGAUUGCUGUUGCCUUGCUGAGAAAGGUAGAAGACAAUGUAGAUGGUGGAAUCCCAGAGAUCCAAGAUGUUGAGAUCUUUCAGAAACUGCCAAGUGAGUGGAACUUCAUAGAUUUGGAUUUUCUCAGUCAAGGAAGGGAGCGAUCUUGGUUAUUUUACCAGCAAAAAAGCACUCCAGAGUUCCAAAGAUUCCGAGUGGGAGAUAAAACCAUUCAAUGGUUAAGGUCAAACCAUGCUGUUCACAAAUUUGGUGAAUAUGAUGAAAUCCACUCUACUGUUUCGCAGCUGCGAUAUCAAAUUAAGAGGGGGGAAAGGGCAGUAGACGGUGAUCCAUGUGGUCUAACAGGUUGGUCGUUGAGUGAGCAUGUUUACAAAUCCACAUCACUCUUCUGCCUUAGUUACUGUUCGUCGAAAGAUGACAAAGCUCGUAUAUUCAACACGUCUAAAGGAGGGAAGAGAGGCUCUAAUCAGCAGAGUUCCUCUGGUUCAAAGGGAGAAGGUAGAGACUAGACUGUGUUUCUUAGUUAGUUCCAAUCUUUCUUCGUUUGAAAAUUGGAGUGUGAUCAUCAUCUGUUGCAGGUAUCGAUUACAGAAAGUUGUUGUUUGUUGUGUUUGUAGUAUAGAUGCUUCUGGUAUUAGCAAUUUUUACAUUAGAUGACUAAUAUUCUUGAACUUGUAGAUAAAAUACCAUAGCACAA
Arabidopsis arenosa is the source of this 2894-nucleotide messenger RNA. The record is from the annotation of a GenBank genome assembly. NCBI's taxonomy places the organism in Eukaryota, Viridiplantae, Streptophyta, Magnoliopsida, Brassicales, Brassicaceae.